Messenger RNA from Chlamydomonas reinhardtii, 927 nucleotides. RefSeq lists its product as uncharacterized. The transcript has 2 exons. Bases 158 to 322 code for a protein of 54 amino acids. NCBI's taxonomy places the organism in Eukaryota, Viridiplantae, Chlorophyta, Chlorophyceae, Chlamydomonadales, Chlamydomonadaceae. The record is from RefSeq and is a predicted model, not a curated record.
CCCGGUGCAAAAUGUGAGGGUCUGCCAACCGGCAAUUUCGCGACCGAGGUCCCUUGAGGAGCUAUUGUUUCAAGCCGUGAUUGAUGCCGUGUCUACUGUCAGCUAUAAGGAUGGGAAUUCAAGCUUUGCGAGGGCUAAAAGCAGCUCUUCGUGCACAAUGUCGGGGGAUGUCGCUGCAUUUCGCGAGCUCGGCUUCCAGCCCUUGGCCUCCUUGGUGGCGGCGCUCGCGUCGGUGGCGCCUUACUUCGGCAGCGCCAGGGCGGUUACACAAUCAGUCAGUCAGGCAGGCAGGCAGGCAGGCAGCCGCAGGAGUGUGAGCUGAUUAUGUUACGCUUUGGCAGCAUGUAUGAGGCAGCCUAAUUUGCCAUGCUUACCAGCAAAGCUCGACCUGCAGGACUGGCCAGCGAGCGCCAGCGCCCUGAAGACAGCUGGCAUGUUGUGCGGCGCCACAUCUGUUAACUCCCGGGCAGGGUUGCGUAGUUCGUAGUACGCGUACUAUGUACUACGUACUGUACUACGUACUGUACGCUGCCCUCGUGGGCUAGUACGUUGGUAAAAUACGUUGUGCUGGGGAAACCAGCGGGGUGGGCCGUGGCAGCGCUGUGUCGGGCGAGGGGCGCGAGGGGUGCUGGAAAGGAUGUCCGUCGAAGUUCGCGAACCAUGGCUGCUCUCCGCACUGCAGCUGUGUUUUCUCAUAAAAGUAUGAGUAUAAUUAGUUGAAGGAAAUUCCGCUAGAAGACUAUGGCCGCGCAAUUCCAAAAUCCCACCGAUUCGGGCAUGGUGCAGGCACGCGUGUCGUGUUUGCACCAGCUUUCCCCCCGGAUUUCAUGGCCCAGCGUAUUAUGCACCGUAUUUUAACGUACUGUACUAGAAAUCCUGGUACGCUGUAUUGACACGCGUAUUAUGGAGAGAGGGUCGCGUACUAUG